UUUUGCAGGCAAAAAAAAUACACACACUCCCACACCUCUGAAUUCACAGCGCGGCCACUUCAGAUAUCAUCGUCGAUUCUCAGAAUUAUAAACAAACCUAAAAAAGUAUACUAAUAGGGAAUUUCAUUGUAAUUAAUUUUAUUGAUUUCUGAAAGGGAUGGCGGCUUCAUCGCCAGCCCUAAGCAACAACAGUAACGAUACGCCGAGUUCCUCCGGCGCCGGCGCUGCCACCUUCAACGUCAAUACUCCUCCCUCAGCUGCCGCCACGUCGAAGAAUCUCCGCGGACUAAACAAACCUAAGUGCAUUAAGUGCGGCAACGUUGCUCGUUCCAGGUGUCCAUAUCAAUCAUGCAAAAGUUGCUGCGCAAAGGCUCAAAAUCCAUGCCACAUUCAUGUUCUUAAAGGUGGUUCAAAUAUUCCGGACAAGAUAAAUUCUUCUAGCUCACCUGCAACGGAUCCUCAAUCAGCUGAUGUAUCUCACUCUGGAAACUCGCACAGGGUUGCUUCCCUACGCCAACUUUCUAAUACCUUUGCGCAGUUCAACAAUUUGCAAACCCCUGUCCGAUCCAGGAAGCCUCUGACACGAAAGGAUGCUCAGGUGAUAAACGAAUGGAGAUUUUUGAAAUUGAAGGAAUUUAGAGAUAGGAACAUUGAAGCAGAAAAUGAAGCUUUUGACCGCUAUAUGAGGAAUGUUAGUCUAUUGGAGGAGGUAUUUUGUGUUAAUUCGGCACUGGAUGGGCAGUUUGAAGAAGGAUCCUCGGCAGCAAAUACUGACCGUUCUGUGGAUGACUGUAAUGAGAUAAUGGUACCAGGAUUGAAGCUAAAGCUGAGGUCAAAUCCAGUUAGAAUUGAAAACUUCAGGAAGAGGGUGCAGUAUAUUGUUGAUCAGGGAUUGAGGGAGCUUAACAAAUUGGAGUCAAAUGAUGGCAAUGGCGAACUUGGCGAUCCAGAUGAAAUGGGGAACAGACCGAAGAAGAUGAAGUCUUCUUGGAGAGCUGAAAGAGCGUCAGCCUUGAGCGAUCUUAUUGACAAGUUAAAUAAAGCCCGCAAUGAAGAAGAUUUAAAAGCUUGCUUUGACAUGUAUUCUCAUAUCUCCAAGAGAGCAAGCAAGACUAGUCAAGCGGAUUCUGAUCUUGCUGAGGCAUCCGACGAGCAGAAUCCCGUUGAUAAUCUGUUGCAUAAGGAACGUGCCAGUUAUGCUCCGUCGAAGUGGUUUAGCUCGACUCCGAUUGAUCAGGAGUCCCUUUGUAGAAUAGAUUCAUAUUUUUGUUCCCUUGAGGACGUGGAGGAUUUAUGAAUUUAGCUUACUUUAACAGGAAGGAUCACUGUUUUUCCGAUUGAGUCGCUGGGAUUAACGAUUUUGUAGGUUCCUCUCUGCUGUCUAGGAUUUUAUGAUAACCUCUUUGCUGCUCUAUUUGCAUGGAACGUUUACUUUG
Coffea eugenioides is the source of this 1436-nucleotide messenger RNA. RefSeq lists its product as uncharacterized. Bases 158 to 1297 code for a protein of 379 amino acids. The record is from RefSeq and is a predicted model, not a curated record. The transcript is spliced from 5 exons. Lineage: Eukaryota; Viridiplantae; Streptophyta; Magnoliopsida; Gentianales; Rubiaceae.